AUGCCGGACGAUUCCUUUGUGAUUGAUCAUAAGUUAUUGUACAAUGAUUUGGUUGGACUGAUUUGUGAAAGAGUGGGGUGGAAUAGAAAGAAUGUGAAUUUGAGUCUAUCAAUUUUGUAUGAUACGAUGCGCAAUGGUUUUAGGCGUAUCGCCAAAAUCAAGGACGACGCAUCGUUGCAAGUGUUGUAUUUCCUCCCAAGUUCGACAUAUAUUGAUUUGUAUAUAGAUUUGGAGGUGGCGGGUACUUCUAGGUCCCAUUUGGAAGUAGGGACAAAUAGAGGUAGGCCGAAUGUGGAGAAUGUCGAUUACAUGGAAGAUGAUGAUGUGGGCGGACCGUUUAUGGAGGAUGGCGAUCACAUGGAAUAUAAUCACGGUGAAGAUGAUGAGGACUACACAUUGAUAAGUGAUCAAAGCGAUGAAAACCAAUCAAUAUCCGAAGGAAGUCGAGAGAGUGAUGAAGAGGACGGGACAACCGCAACAAUUGGGAUAGGGACUUGUUUCAAGAAUAAGGAAGAAGCAAAAAAUGGUAUUGCAGCGUGGAACAUAGAGCAAAAGAGAGAGUUUUAUGUGAAGGAAAGUGAUGGUUCAACAUGGUAUAUUUGGUGCAAAUCCCUAAAAGAGUCAACCCCUAAGGGUUAUGUUCCUUGCCGUUGGAAGGUACGUGCCUCCUUAAGAGACCACGGUUUGUGGGAGAUUGUGAAAUGGGUGCCCGAGCACAAUUGUAUGAAUGUCACCGAGGAAAACAAUAAUCGGAAUGUGAGCGCAAUGCUUAUUGCGCAUCUCAUAAGGCAUAAGGUUGAGUUGGACCCAGAUUAUGAAGUGAAUCUCGUUCAGGAAGAAGUGAAAGACCGUAUGCAUGCCGAUGUUCCUUACCACAGGGCAUGGAAGGGAAGGAGAAAAGCUAUCGAUCUUGUUUACGGCGACUGGGUUUCCUUACCACAGGGCAUGGCGAAAGCCAUUUUCGAGAACCAUGAGGCUUUUAGUAAAGCCCUUAAAGGUUUGAAAGUGGAUGGUAAGCCUGUGGAGGGGAUGACACCUGAGAAUUCUAUGGCACAGUGGAUGGCGAUGUGCUUUAGAUUGUUGGGAAUUACACCCGUUAGUGACAUGUUUGAUGGGAAUAAGAUUUAUGCAGAGUGUUUAAUCAACGAGUGUCUGCGUCCGAUCCCAGAAAAUGCCCCAAGAGAGGCCUAUACACAGAGGGCCCGUGCUUUACUAUUCCUACUGAUUGGAGGUUUCUUGAUUUCUGACAAUACGGGAAACAGAAUAGCACUUUGGAUCCUGGCAAUACUCGAGGAUUUGGAUUUAUGGGUUUGGGAGCGUAUCCCAAGACUUCAACCAAAGAGGAAGGUUAAAGAUGAGAGUUACUUGGUGCCGGACGCACCAUUAGGCAAUAGGACGUGGAUCUUUUGUUGGGCCAUCAGAGAACCAUACGAGCCCAAUCGGGUCCUUCGUCAAUUUCAAUGCGUCCAAACUGUGCCAGAGUACCCGCUAAUCAAUGACAUUGAUCGCUGGAAUGCGAUACACCACAGAUGCCUUGGGAUUGGAAAGGCAUAUGAUGAUUGGGUGCAAAAACACACUAAGGUACGACCUCGUUGGAAUGUGAGAGAUCAGCACGUGGUCCCUCAUGAAUUGGGUGAUCUGGAACUAGGUCCUCAAUGCACAUCGGACUACAUGCCGUGGUUUCAAAAGAAGACUAUCAGAUUUAUGACUGAUCCCACUCAAUACGGCCCUCUGGCACAGGGUUAUCACUCGUCUUCAUCUCUGGAGAGAUUUUAUUCUUCAAAUCUCAGCGACAUAUAUCAUCUCGCUGAUGCAGCCUUAUGGGAAAAUCCAAGCCUCGGUGGUAGUUUAGAGGAUAAACUCUUCCAAAUCUUCGACAAGAGUUUCAGUGCCCUGACUUUGGGCCCACGUGAUAUGAGCACUCAGUCCGAUACUCAAGUUCUUCAGAAAAGACCCCCUGAGUCAAGUCAAAAUGUGGUACUCACGCAGAAAACAACAUCGAAGCCUACUGGAGGAGGAAGGAGGAAGCGACCGGAAAUUUCAGAUCGAACAAUCAUAGUUCAUCCCAAUCCAACUCCGAUGCAAGAAGAUGAUGAAAAUGAUGAAGGCAAUGAAAGCGAUGAGGAUUACUACAUUAGGGGCGAAGAAGAAGAAGAAGAAGAAGAGUCCUCUCUACCUCGUGUUUCUUCCCAAAAGAAAAAGAAAACGGUCGAGGUUCGCAAGAGUGAUAGGAGUAUUAUUGAUGGGAGAUGGCCGGCGACGAUCGAGGCAUUGAGGCGGCAAUGGGGGUCGGCGAUCGUGGCGUUGAGGUGGACACGGCCGGCGGCGUUGAGACGGCAACGGCGUUCAGAGAUCGAGGAAAGGCUUCGAUUCUACCAGAAGCAUAUCAAUGAGUUGGGGGAUGAUGUGAUGCUGGAUGAUGCUUUGUGCAUAGAAGUUACAUCUGCUCUGAAGGAAUGUGGAGAAGAUAAUAGCAACGAUGAAUUGGGAGUUGAUAAUGUGAUGGUGGAGGAGGAUGCCUUGCACAAGGAAAUUUCAUCUGUGACGAAGAAUAAUGAUUUGACUGUUUUUACUUUAGUUGGCAAGACUGCAAGAAGAUACAAGAGAUCCAGUGGAAAUGGUGAUGUUUGCCAUGAGAGGGUUAAGUUUCGGUGUGGGUGUCCAGCUUAUAUCCAUUUUACUGUUGACAAAGAUGGCUUGUGGACCUGUACAAAACAUCUAGUUGAUCACAAUCAUGAUCUUGUGCCGAAUGAAAUGAUUGGACUUCUUCGAUCUCAACGUAAAGUAGAUGAAAAUGAUAUGAAGAUAAUCAGAGACAUGAAAAGGAGUGGCAUCCCUUUGGUUGAUGCAUUUAAGUUUGUGGCAAAAUUACACGGGGGAAGUCCGAACAUGAAAUAUACUUUGAGAGAUGUCUACAAUUAUGAGCGUCUUGGUGUUGGAUUUGAAGGUGCUGUGAGGGGUGAAGAUCUCCAUUGUAGCCAGGGAAACAUCGAUUCAUAUCUUCCCGGUGACCCUUUCCUGGAGAGCAUUCGCAGAGUGUACACAGUUGAAGUAUUCCGGGAGGUUCAACAGUUGCACAAAGAUGGGAUGUUGUGCAGGCAGGAGCAGUUAGAGGUCUCAAAUGAUGGCAAUAUUGUGACGUACCAUGUUAGGCGGUUUGGGAUAGAGCACUUUAAGCAUGUGGUUGUACAUGACACUAGGUUACAAAGAUUCUCAUGCACGUGCAGGUCAAGCAUAGCUAAUGAGGGAGAUGGAAAAGCUGCUGGGCCAUUGCUGUGGAAGGCACUAAUUAUGAGACGAUUUUCAGACUUGGUAUAUGCAAGUGAAUAUAACAAAGAUGCAAAGAAAUGUUGUGACGAGGCUGUUGACAGGCUUAAAGAAGAACUCGGCAGUUUCAUUGGUUCAAAUAAUAAUGAUGAGUCUGUAGACAAUGAUGGUGUUAUAAAGAAUUCGGCUGUAAAGAGGAAGAAGUUUGGUCCCAGGAACGAACGUCCUAAAAGCAUUGUUGAGAAGGCAUGUAACAAAGUCAGAGGCAGGAAAACAAAUGCAAGAAUUGCUGCAGACCGAACAAAAGCUUCAGUUACAUCAGACCUGCAUUAUCAAAGCAUGCCAUUUCCUUAUCCAAAUGGAGCUGCUCAAGAUUUUACAGGCUCAGGAAGUUUUGCUGCUGUAAAUGCUUCCCAUCAAAGCGUGCCAUCUUUGAACGUAAAUUCCAGUGGAUUCUCAUUUGCUAAUCCAAGCGUAGCUGCCCAGCAUUUUUCAUGGGUAGGGGCUUCCACUUCUGUGAAUGCUUCUGAUCAAAGCAUGCCGUUCAUCAACCAAAAUUCCGGUGGAUUCUCAUUUCCAAUUCCCAAGGGAGCUAGCCAGGAGUUUCAAGGCGAAAGCACUUCCGCUGCUGUGAAUCCUUCUCAUCAAAACAUGACAUUCAUGAAUGAAAACUUUGGUGGGUUCUCAUUUCCUAACCGAAGGGAAGCUGCCAGGUAG
Messenger RNA from Oldenlandia corymbosa var. corymbosa, 3984 nucleotides. NCBI's taxonomy places the organism in Eukaryota, Viridiplantae, Streptophyta, Magnoliopsida, Gentianales, Rubiaceae. The record is from the annotation of a GenBank genome assembly.